Molecule: messenger RNA, 4941 nt
Organism: Oncorhynchus nerka (sockeye salmon)
Lineage: Eukaryota; Metazoa; Chordata; Actinopteri; Salmoniformes; Salmonidae
Product: tumor necrosis factor receptor superfamily member 6-like
Exons: 9
Coding region: 16-1131 (371 amino acids)
Biological process (GO): activation-induced cell death of T cells; regulation of stress-activated MAPK cascade; negative regulation of apoptotic process
Cellular component (GO): CD95 death-inducing signaling complex; external side of plasma membrane; membrane raft
Molecular function (GO): tumor necrosis factor receptor activity; protein binding
Source: RefSeq, a predicted model, not a curated record
CGGCAUUGCUUGUCUAUGCGCCCUACGAACCUGCAGCAACUUGACUGUCAUUGUGCAAUCGUGGUCAACGUACUGUCUGUAAUUCCUCCAAACUUCAAACAGAGGGCAGAUUUGCAAUUGCAAACACCACACAGGGCGCAGCAAUCUCUUCUUGGAUGCAUAAAUUUCGAAAAUGAACAAAUAUACUUUUUUAUAUAUCCUGUGCAUUUUGCAGAGCGGAGUUCCCAAGACAUCUUAAUCACUAGCAAAUUGCGCACCAAAAGGCAGAGUUGUCAAGAUGGCACUUACCAGCAUGAGGGAAUGGCAUGCUGUCUCUGUGCGGCUGGCCAACAUCUGGAGAGCCACUGCAGUGUGAGCCCAGAGGAUGGGACCUGUGUUUACUGUGAUGAAGACAGGACCUACAACAGUGACCCCAACUCUCUGGACUCCUGUGAGCCCUGCACUUCCUGUGACCCUAAAGCCAAUCUGGAGGUGGAGGACAGAUGCACCAUCUUCAAGGAUUCAGUAUGUCGAUGCCAGCAGGGCCACUACUGUAACAAGGGGAAGGAGCACUGCAGGGCCUGCUACCCAUGUACCGUAUGCAGUGAAGAGGGCAUCAAGGUAGCCUGUAGCGCCACCAACAACACCAUAUGCCAUGCCUUCAAAGAACAAGGAAGCAAUUUGGCAGUAGUAUUUGUCCUGACUACUGUUCUUCUUGUCGUUUUGAUUGUGAUCAUUUGCCUGUGGCGAAAGAAGAAAUGUUGUUUUGGGCCAAAUGGUGGUUUGACAGAACUGCCCAACCGGAGUUCAGAGGAAAUGCAGCCACUGAGAGGUGUUAAUCUCUGGCCACACCUCCCAGACAUCGCUAAGACCUUGGGGUGGAGGGACAUGAAACAGGUGGCCGAGUGCAGUGGGAUGACACAUACCGCCAUAGAAUCCCACCAGCUGAACUUUCCCAAUGACUCCCAGGAGCAAUGCUCCAGCCUACUGAGGGCCUGGGUGGAGAAGGAGGGGAUGACCACAGCCUCUGAGACACUGGUCCAGACUCUACUCCGCCUGAAGAAAAAGGUCAAGGCAGAGGAUAUCGUGGCUAUCAUCAGCAACAAGGAGGAUGGCGUCACAGGGAAAAACUCAGGAUCAGGACAGGUGUAGAUACUGUAUGUACAGUAUGGUUAAACCACUGCCUUUAACCAUGGACAGAUGACCGGGAAUAUGGCCGAAUAUAAACAGUCUAGUUAUUCCCUCCACAAGGCAAUCAAAAAUGUGAAAUGUUGUUAUAGGGACAAAGUGGAGUCGCAAUUCAACGGCUCAGACACAAGACGUAUGUGGCAGGGUCUACAGGCAAUUACGGACUACAAAAAGAAAAUCAGGCACAUCAUGGACACCGACGUCUUUCUUCCAGACAAACUAAACACAUUCUUUGCCUGCUUUGAGGAUAAUACAGUGCCACCGAUGAGGCACGCUACCAAGGACUGCGGGCCCCCCCUCUCCUUCUCCGUGGCUGACAUGAGUAAGACAUUUAAACGUGUUAACCCUUGCAAGGCUGUUGGCCCAGACUGCAUCAACCAUUGUUCCUGGACUUUCAGGGUGUGUGCUCAGCCCCCUCCUGUACUCCCUGUUCACCCAUGACUGUGUGGCCAUGCACAUCUCCAACUCAAAUCAUCAAGUUUGCAGACGACACAACAGUAGUGGGCUUGAUUACCAACAACGGCGAGACAGCCUACGGGGAGGAGGUGAGGGCUCUCGGAGUGUGGAGUCAGGAAAACAACCUCUCACGCAACAUCAACAAAACAAAGGAGAUGAUCGUGGAUUUCAAGAUACAGCAGAGGGAGCACCCCCCUAUCCACAUCGACAGGACAGCAGUGGAGAAAGUGGAAUGUUUUAAGUUCCUCUGCGUACAUAUCACGGACAAACCAAAAUGGUCCACCCACACAGAAAGUGUGGUGAAGAAGGCAACAACGCCUCUUCAACCUCAGGAGGCUGAAGACAUUUGGCUUGUCACCUAAAACCCUCACAAACUUUUACAGAUGCACAAUUAAGAGGUGGGACAGCUAAACAGCCAUCACUAACACAGAGAGACUCAAAUCAUUGGCCACUUUAAUAAAGGUAUCACUAGUCACUUUAUUAAUGUUUACAUAUCUUACAUUAUUUAACUAGACAAGUCAGUUAAGGACACAUUCUUAUUUACAAUGACGGCCUACACCGGUCAAACCCAUACGACGUUGGGCCAAUUGUGCACCAACCUAUGGGACUACCAGUCAUGGCCAGUUGUGAUACAGCCUGGAUUUGACCAGUGUCUGUAGUGACGCCUCCAGCACUGAGAUGCAGUGCCUUAGAAGCACAAGCAUUUCGCUACACUUGCAUUAACAUCUGCUAACCAUGUUUAUGUGACCAAUAACAUUUUCGUAGUACUGUUCAUGCCAGUCAAGAUGCCAGUAUAGCUGGGUUUAACAGUCUCUUGAGGUUCAGUUUCAUCAGUAACAGGUAAGACCUCUGUUGUUGCAGGGACAAGCUCAUCCGAGUCCUAAUGAGAUAAAGCCAUCAGCAGCUUCAUCCUGUGCUGUGACUCCUUGAGCUGUUGCAUUCAGUAAUUGGUCCACAUUUGUGCGCCGGAUCAUGUUGGGGCCUACAUUCACAAUGUAGGUCAAGGGUCCUGUCUUUGACACAAUUUCGCCAGCUUGCCAUUUCUGGUUUGGGCUCUUGUAGUUUCUGGCAAUAACUUCCUGUCCAAUGUCAAAGGUUCUGAGUUGUGUUUGUUUUUGUUUUGGGGAACACUGUUUCUGUUGAAUGUGUCAGCAGGUUUGCAGGUAGCAAAUGGAAAUAAAAUUGCAUUGUACAUUAGAAUAGUUAAAUCCGUCUUUCUUUCCCAAGUCAAAUGUAUCCCUCUCUACCUCCCCAAUUUCUCUCCCCUUUACACCAGCCAAGCCAAGCUUCUCUCAACCUCCCAUCCUUGUCAACCCAAGCCAAGCUUGGCCUUAUUUCUCAUUCUUGGUCAUCCUUGCCCACCCUUACCCACCCAAGCCAAGCUUGUCCCAACCUCUCAUAUUUUCCCACUCUCUCUUCCUCUCAGACACACAAACAUUCACCCACACACAUACCUACACUCACACACACACACACACACACACAUAGAAGUUAUUGACAUACAUGCUAUGUCAUCCCAUUUGUAUUUUUAUCGGUGUCCAUGUAGCCCAUUGGCAUCGGAUACUUCUAUCAUUAAUUUAUUGAGCAGAACAGUUGCUUGGGAAAGUCUAGUGUAGAUUGUUUUGGGGGAGGGGGAAUUAAUAUUGUCUCAACUUACGAUAAACUGGUUUUAGGCAUCAUUGGAUCUAGCCUAUAUUGUGCUCAUCGCUUUUUCCCGCGUCAUUCUCUUCUCAGUAAAUGGGACUCUCCUUGUUGAACUGGAAAGGUUUCUUGCAGCUUGAUUUGGGCUUCGUCGGCGCUUGUGAAUUCCAUCCUUUACCUUCCCUUCCAUACCUCCCUUACAUACCCACAGCACUGCUGGGAAGUCGGAGCUGAGGUUUAAUCCCUUUUUCCUCCAGUGACUGUCUGAUCGGGAUGUAAUCCAUGCGUCUUUUUCUCAGCUUUGCAGACAGGCCCUGGUAGAAUCGAAUAGUCUGGCUGUGGAUUUUAAUUCAGUUCAACCAUUUAUCUAUAACAUGACCCCUCAACACAUACCCAAUACACCACAUCUCCUCACCUCCUACUUAAAUUGUCACCAUUAUGAGCAACAGUCAUGAGAAGGUACUUUGAGCAACUAGGUGACAACUGCUGGGUCAGGGUGUCACCCAGUAAUAGUUGUGAUCCUCUUACGAACUGGUGGUUCUUUUGGUGUUGCUGUACUCAACUUAACUGAUCUGUGUGCCUUUUCCAGAUGACAUCCUCUGCAUUCUGGACAGUGUAGUACACAGGACUAGUCUGAGAAAUGAGUUUAGCAUGAACCCACUUUGGUCCGCUGAGGUAGUUUCUUGGGACUCUAGCUGCAGACACUAACUUGCGAUGCGCAUCCACGGACACAAGAAACAUUCUGUCUUUGAAUGGACCUGCAAAGUUGAUGUGUGUGUGUUGCCAUGCCUCCUCCAACCAAUCCUACAGAUGAAGAGGUGCAAGUUGAGGUAUGUUGCGAACCUUCUGACAAGGAUUUUUUCCCCGCUUUUUCCUCGAUGCUUACAUCAAAAAGACGUCAUGAAAAAUAUGUGUUACUCUGGUUGUGAUCUGGAUAUAAGACGUCCCGACCAGAUUUCAACUCGACAAAUACGUCUUUUGUCAUGUUCUAUGCCCACUGGGUGGUGUAUGGUUGUAGGCAGUUUAUAUUUGUCAUGCAGCCAGCUAUUUUAAUUUUGCAAAGGUCUUUGUUGAAUUGUUUUCCAUUGAGUCAAUGUAUUUUGUUUAUACCCAUGUAAGUCAUGUGAUGUAUACUGUAGGCAUAAAGAUGGGCCCUAUUUUAUUGAAAAAUACAACAACUAUAGCCUUUAACAGUAUUUGACAUCUUCACUUCACAUCUCUUGUAUUCUUAUAAAUGUGCGCUGCAUUGUAUGCUAUUCUGUUGAAAUGCAGGCCAAAUGAGCAACAGUCAUGAGAAGGUACUUUGAGCAACUAAAAUAGCCAAAUAAAGUCAGUCAUGGGAGAAUAAAAAAAUAAAAAAAUGUUGACAUGGUAUAGGCCUACAAUGUUUGUCUCCAUUAUGUUUUUCCUGGCUCUACAACUUUCAUACCUUUAGUCUGAGGGAGAUUUCAAGGAACAGACUAAAUCCACCAUUAAUUAACAACUUUCAUUAGUCAAGAUGACACAACUUCAUGGCAUAUAGGCAGUUGUAUCAAUGGUAUGCUACAUUGCAGUUUACAGGGGAAGUGCCAAAUAGUUGUUCAACAUCUCAAAGGCUAACAGUUUAUUUGGCAUUUCACUGUACAUGCUUGUAAUUUUAGUUCUAUAAAAAAUGUGAACAUUUUGAAAAGGCGCUUA